This is a messenger RNA of Propithecus coquereli (Coquerel's sifaka), 1506 nucleotides long. It is a transcript of the gene ZFP82, whose product is annotated as ZFP82 zinc finger protein. The coding region runs from base 1 to 1506 and encodes 501 amino acids. Gene Ontology annotation, biological process: regulation of transcription by RNA polymerase II. Gene Ontology annotation, molecular function: RNA polymerase II transcription regulatory region sequence-specific DNA binding; DNA-binding transcription factor activity, RNA polymerase II-specific. Lineage: Eukaryota; Metazoa; Chordata; Mammalia; Primates; Indriidae. Gene Ontology annotation, cellular component: nucleus. The transcript is spliced from 3 exons. The record is from RefSeq and is a predicted model, not a curated record.
AUGGCCCAUGGAUCAGUGAUGUUCAGUGACGUAUCCAUAGUCUUCUCCCAGGAAGAGUGGGAAUACCUGGACUUGGAACAGAGAGACUUGUACAGAGAUGUGAUGUUAGAGAACUACAGCAACUUGGUCUCACUGGAUUUAGAGACCAGGUAUGAGACUAACAAGUUAUCUUCAGAAGAUGACAUUUGUGAAAUAAACUUAUCCCAGUGGAAGAUAAUGGAAAGAAUUAAAAAUCACAGCCUUAAGGGUCUCAUUUUAAAAAAUGACUGGGAGUCCAAAAGAAAAUUUGAAGGACAAGAGGGACCUCAAGAGGGAUAUUUCAGUCAAGUGAAAAUUCCAUCUGAAAAAGUGUCCUCCUACCGGAAACGCACAUCUGUUACUCCACAUAGGAGAAUUCAUUUUGUUGAUAAACCCUAUGAAUGUAAGGAAUGUGGGAAGGCUUUUAGAGUGCGUCAACAACUUACUUUUCAUCACAGAAUUCAUACUGGUGAAAAACCCUAUGAAUGUAAGGAAUGUGGGAUGGCCUUUAGACAGACUGCACACCUUACUCGACAUCAGAGACUUCAUUCUGGUGAAAAACUCUAUGAAUGUAAGGAAUGUGGAGAAGCUUUCAUAUGUGGCCCAGACCUUAGAGUGCACCAGAAAAUUCAUAUUGGUGAGAAGCCGUAUGAGUGUAAAGAAUGUGGGAAGGCCUUUAGAGUACGAGGACAACUUACUCUUCAUCAGAGGAUCCAUACUGGUGAGAAACCGUAUGUAUGUAAAGAAUGUGGGAAGGCCUUUAGACAAUAUGCACACCUUACUCGACAUCAGAAACUUAAUAUUGCUGACAAACUCUAUGAAUGUAAAGACUGUGGAAAGGCUUUUUUGUGUGGCUCUGGCCUUAGAGUACAUCACAAACUUCAUACUGGUGAGAAACCCUAUGAAUGUAAGGAAUGUGGGAAGGCCUUUAGGGUACGACAACAACUAACACUUCAUCAGAGAAUUCAUACUGGUGAGAAACCCUAUGAGUGUAAGGAAUGUGGAAAGACCUUUAGUCGUGGUUAUCAUCUUAUUCUCCAUCACAGAAUUCAUACUGGUGAAAAACCUUAUGAAUGUAAGGAAUGCUGGAAGGCCUUUAGUCGUUACUCACAACUUAUUUCACAUCAGAGUAUUCAUAUUGGUGUUAAACCUUAUGAUUGUAAGGAAUGUGGGAAGGCCUUUAGACUACUUUCACAACUUACACAACAUCAAAGUAUUCAUAUUGGUGAGAAACCCUAUAAAUGUAAGGAAUGUGGGAAGGCCUUUAGAUUGCGCCAAAAACUUACCCUACAUCAGAGCAUUCAUACUGGCGAAAAACCCUUUGAGUGUAAGGAAUGUAGGAAGGCCUUUAGACUUAAUUCAUCCCUUAUUCAACAUCUGAGAAUUCAUUCAGGUGAGAAACCUUAUGAAUGUAAGGAAUGUAAGAAGGCCUUUAGACAACAUUCACACCUUACCCAUCAUCUGAAAAUUCAUAAUGCAAAAAUAUAA